Nycticebus coucang (slow loris) is the source of this 5915-nucleotide messenger RNA. It is a transcript of the gene PLXNB3, whose product is annotated as plexin B3. Bases 194 to 5887 code for a protein of 1897 amino acids. NCBI's taxonomy places the organism in Eukaryota, Metazoa, Chordata, Mammalia, Primates, Lorisidae. Gene Ontology annotation, cellular component: semaphorin receptor complex. The transcript has 36 exons. The record is from RefSeq and is a predicted model, not a curated record. Gene Ontology annotation, biological process: semaphorin-plexin signaling pathway involved in axon guidance; negative regulation of cell adhesion; negative regulation of cell migration. Gene Ontology annotation, molecular function: protein binding; semaphorin receptor activity.
GCAGGGCUGGGCGUGACCGAGUUGUAGAGAAGGAGGCUGGAGUUCUGCCAGAACGCACCCCUAGCACUGCCAGCCGCUCUUUGGCACGGAUGGUGGCCCAUCAGCCAUCCUGUGCCCAUCACCACUGCCACUGGGCAGCCUAACUGAGGAGACACGCCACGCUGCCUGGGACACCCUUCUGCUGCAUCCCUCCAUGGCGGCCCCUGUGAUGGCUCCCAGGCCUCCCUUUGGCCUCCAACUCCUGAUGCUGCUGCUGUUGUCCCCACCACCACUGCCCUUGACUGGUGCCCAGCGCUUCUCAGCACCCAAUACCACAUUCAACCAUUUGGCGCUGGCACCCAGCCAGGGCACACUCUAUGUUGGUGCAGUGAACCACCUCUUCCAGCUCAACUCCGAGCUGCAGCUCCAGGCUCUGGCUGUCACUGGCCCCGUCAUCGAUAGUCCCGACUGUGUGCCUUUCCGUGACACAGUUGAGUGUCCACAGGCCCAGCUCACUGACAAUGCCAACCAGCUACUGCUGGUCAGUGACCGGACCCAGGAGCUGGUAACCUGUGGGCAGGUGCGGCAGGGCGUGUGUGAGAAGCGGCAUCUCGGGAAUGUGGCCGAGGUGCUGUACCAGGCUGAGGACCCCGGUGAUGGGCAGUUUGUGGCUGCCAACACCCCAGGAGUGGCCACAGUGGGCCUGGUGGUGCCCUUCCCAAGCCAGGACCUCCUGCUUGUGGCCAGAGGCCUGGCGGGCAAGCUGUCGGCUGGGGUGCCACCCCUGACCGUCCGCCAACUGGCUGGGCCUCAGCCCUUCUCCAGUGAGGGCCUGGGCCGCCUCGUGGUGGGUGACUUCUCUGACUACAACAACAGCUACGUGGGGGCCUUUGCUGACACCCGCUCUGCCUACUUUGUCUUCCGCCGCCGUGGGGCCCGGGCCCAGGCUGAGUACCACUCCUAUGUGGCCCGCGUCUGCCUGGGGGAUGCCAACCUUUAUUCCUACGUGGAAGUGCCCCUCACCUGCCGGGGCCAGGGCCUAAUCCAGGCUGCCUUCCUUGUCCCGGGCACCCUGCUGGGGGCAUUUGCUGCUGGCCCGAGGCGGACGCAGGCAGCCCUGUGUGCCUUUCCCCUGGCUGAGCUGGACAGAAACAUGGAGCAUGCUCGGCGACUGUGCUACACCACAGGGGGCAGGGGCCCCAGCGGUACAGAGGAAGCCACUGUGGAGUAUGGCGUCACGUCCCGCUGCGUCACGCUGCCCAUCGACUCCCCUGAGUCGUACCCCUGUGGUGAUGAACACACCCCCAGCCCCAUCGCCAGCCGCCAGUCCCUGGAGGCCCAGCCCCUGCUGCAACUUGAUCAACCCAUCAGCGCCGUGGUAGCCCUGCAGGCCGACGGACACACAAUAGCCUUCCUGGGGGACACCCAGGGCCAGCUGCACAAGGUAUUUCUCAAUGGCUCCCAAGGCCAAGUGUACAACUCUCAGCAAGUGGGGCCUCCGGGCUUGGCCAUCAGCCCAGACCUGCUGGUAGACAGCAGUGGCAACCACCUCUAUGUCCUGACUGCCCAACAGGUAGACCGGGUGCCUGUGGCAGCCUGCCCCCAGUUCCCUGACUGCCUCAGCUGCCUCCAGGCCCAUGACCCGCUGUGUGGCUGGUGUGUCCUCCAGGGCAGGUGUAUCCGGAAGAGCCAGUGUAGGAGGGCGGGCCAGCCAAACCAGUGGCUGUGGAGCUAUGAGGACAGCCACUGCCUGUAUGUCCAGAGCCUGCAGCCAGCCCAGCGCCCCCGCCAGGAGCAGGGCCAGGUCACCUUGUCUGUCCCCCGGCUGCCCACUUUGGCUGUGGAUGAAUAUUUCCAUUGUGCUUUUGGGGACUAUGAGAGCUUGGCUCACGUGGAAGGGCCCCACAUAUCCUGUGUCACGCCUCCCCAAGACCAAGUGCCACUUAACCCUCCAGACACAGACCACAUCACUGUGACCCUGGCCCUAAUGUUUGAGGACAUGGUUGUGGUUAGUGCCAACUUCUCCUUCUAUGACUGCAGUGCUGUCCAGGCCUUGGAGAUGGCUGCCCCGUGUCGUGCCUGUGUGGGCAGCCUCUGGCAGUGCCACUGGUGCCCCCAGAGCAACCACUGUGUGUAUGGGGAGCACUGUCCAGAGUAUGAGAGGACCAUCUACAGUGCCCAGGAGAUGGAUGUCCCGGUGCGUGGCCCAGAGGCUUGCCCCCAGGUUAAGGGCCUGGCAGGUCCCCACCUGGUGCCCGUGGGCUGGGAGAGCCAAUUGGCCCUGCAUGUGCGGAACCUUCAACACUUCCGAGGCCAGUCUACCUCCUACCACUGUUGGCUGGAACUGCCUGGAGAAGUGCAGAGACUGCCUGCCACCCUGGAGGAGACCACAGAAGAUGCGGGCCUCAUCCACUGCCAGGCCCAGCAGUUCCACCCCCCCAUGUCCCAGAGAGAGCUUCCAGUGCCCAUCUAUGUCACCCGGGGCGCGGCCCAGCGGCUGGACAAUGCCCAUGCUCUUCAUGUGACCCUGUAUGACUGCGCUGUGGGCCACCCUGACUGCAGCCACUGCCAGGCAGCCAAUGGGAGCCUGGGGUGCCUGUGGUGCAAUGAAGGCCAGCCUGCUUGUCGCUAUGGGCCACUGUGCGCGCCAGGGACUGUGGAGCUGCUGUGUCCCAUGCCCAGUAUUGAUGUGAUUGAGCCCCUAACCGGCCCCCCUGAGGGUGGCUUGGCCCUCACUAUCUUGGGCUCCAACUUGGGUCGGACCUUUGCCGAUGUGCAGGAUGCCGUGAGCGUGGCCGGCCAGCCCUGCAGCCCCGACCCCUCUCUCUACCGUACCUCUGCCCGGAUAGUGUGCGUGACGUCUCCUGCCCCCAGCGGCACUACUGGACCAGUCCAGGUGGCCAUUAAUAGUCGGCCAGUGGGCAUCUCAAGCCAGCACUUCACCUACCAGGACCCCAUCCUACUGAGCCUGAGUCCUCGAUGGGGCCCCCAGGCAGGGGGCACCCAGCUCACCAUCCAUGGGCAGCAUCUCCAGACAGGAGGCAAUGUCAGUGCCUAUGUGGGUGGCCAACACUGUCCCAUCCAGGAGCCAGUGUGUCCUGAGGCCAUUGUGUGCCGUACCAUGCCUCAGGCUGCCCCAGGAGAAGCAAUGGUCCUCGUUGUCUUUGGCCAUGCUCAGCGUACACUGCUCACUAGCCCUUUCCGCUAUACUACCAACCCCCAGCUUGUGGCAGCAGAGCCCAGCACCAGCUUCAGGGGGGGCGGGCGACUGAUCCGUGUCAGGGGCACAGGCCUAGAUGUGGUGCAGCGGCCCCUGCUGUCAGUAUGGCUGGAGGCUACAGAGGAGGCGCAGACUUCAGGGACCCAGCCCCAGGAAUGGAGCCCAAGGAGGAGCUGCGGGGCCCCUGCCAUGGACACCCAGUCUUGUAUCCAGCUUGGCGGUGGCUUGCUGCAGUGCUCCACCGCGUGCUCCAUCAAUUCAUCCAGCCUCAUCCUGUGCCGGAGCCCCGCUGUGCCCGACGGCACCCUGCCAAGGCGCGUCUUCUUCAGCCUAGACAACGUGCACGUGGACUUCGCCAGGGCUAGUGGGGGCCAGCGCUUCCUGUACCAGCCCAACCCCCGCCUGGUGCCCCUCAGCCGCGAAGGCCCCGGCCGCCCCUACCGCCUCAAGCCAGGCCACGUGCUGGACGUGGAGGGCGAGGGCCUGACACUGGGCAGCAGCAAGGAUGAGGUACGCGCACACAUUGGCACAGGCGAGUGCCUGGUGAAGACGCUGACGCUCACGCACCUGUACUGCCAGCCGCCCCCGCGCGCCCCGCCACCUGCCACCCCUGGCGCCCUGCCACAGUUCGUGGUGCAGAUGGGCCACGUGCGACUGGCCCUGGGCCCGGUGCUGUACGAGGCCGAGCCCACGCUGUCCGCCUUCCCCGCUGAGGCUCAGGCGGGCCUGGCCGGAGGCGCCACUGUGCUCGUCGCUGCUGUGCUGCUGCUCACCCUGGUGUACAGGCACAAGAGCGAGCAGGCCCUACGUGACUACCAGAAGGUACUGGUGCAGCUGGAGAGCCUGGAGACCGGCGUGGGCGACCAGUGCCGCAAGGAGUUCACAGACCUGAUGACGGAGAUGACUGACCUCAGCAGCGACUUAGAGGCCAGCGGGAUCCCCUUCCUGGACUACCGCACAUACGCCCAGUGUGCCUUUUUCCCCGGCCACAGUGGCUGCCCACUGCAGCCCUCUCAGGAGGAGCCUGGGGAAGAGGGCCGCAGGGCCACUGUACGCCAGGGCCUUACGCAGCUCUCUAACCUGCUCAACAGCAAGCUAUUCCUCCUCACACUCAUCCACACCCUGGAAGAGCAGCCCAGCUUUUCCCAGAGGGAUCGUUGCCAUGUGGCUUCACUGCUGUCCUUGGCUCUGCAUGGCAAGCUUGAGUACCUAACGGACAUUAUGAGGACCCUGCUUGGUGACCUGACGGCCCAUUACAUACACAAGAACCCCAAGCUCAUGUUGCGCAGGACGGAGACCAUGGUGGAGAAGCUGCUCUCUAACUGGCUGUCCAUCUGUCUCUACACCUUCCUGAGGGAGGUGGCUGGCGAACCACUUUACAUGCUCCUCCGGGCCAUCCAGUACCAGGUGGACAAGGGCCCUGUGGACGCCGUGACAGGCAAGGCAAAACGGACCCUGAAUGACAGCCGCCUGCUGCGAGAGGAUGUGGAGUUCCGGCCCCUGACGCUGAUGGUGUCAGUGGGCCCUGGGACCAGUGGGGCCACAUGGGGCAGUGAGGUGCAGCAUGUGCCAGCCCGGGUGCUCGACACAGACACCAUCACCCAGGUCAAGGAGAAACUGUUGGACCAAGUCUACAAGGGCACUCCCUUCUCCCAGAGACCCUCAGUGCAUGCCUUAGACCUUGAGUGGCGCUCAGGCCUGGCUGGCCACCUAACCCUAUCGGAUGCAGACUUGACCUCGGUUAUCCAGAACCACUGGAAGAGACUCAACACCCUGCAGCACUACAAGGUCCCAGAUGGAGCAACAGUGGCACUCAUCCCUCAGCCACAGGACAGUAGCACCACCACUUGGGGCCAGGGCCACAACUGCCCCUCAGGAGAGAACAUCCCGAUGCUGGAGGAUGGUGAGGAGGGUGGGCUACGCCUCUGGCACCUGGUAAAGGCCACUGAGGAGCCAGAAGGAGCCAAGGUGUGGCGCAGCAGCCUGCAGGAGCCGGAGCAGGCAAGGGCCAAGGCCAUUCCAGAAAUCUACCUCACCCGCCUGCUCUCCAUGAAGGGCACACUGCAGAAGUUUGUAGAUGAUACCUUCCAGGCCAUCCUCAGCGUGAACCGGCCGGUGCCCAUUGCCAUCAAGUACCUGUUUGACUUCCUGGAUGAGUUGGCAGAGAAGCAUGGCAUCAGGGAUGCAGAAACCCUGCAUAUCUGGAAGACUAACAGUUUGCUGCUGCGGUUCUGGGUGAAUGUCUUGAAGAACCCACAGUUCAUCUUUGAUGUGCGGGUGUCUGACAAUGUGGAUGCCAUCCUUGCUGUCAUUGCCCAGACCUUCAUCGACUCUUGCACCAUCUCAGAGCAUAAAGUGGGCCGGCAGGAUUCCCCCGUGAACAAGCUGCUCUACGCCCGGGAGAUCCCUCGCUACAAGCAGAUGGUGGAGAAAUACUAUGCUGACAUUCGUCAGAGCUCCCCAGCCAGCUACCAGGAGAUGAACUGCGCCUUGGCUGAGCUCUCCGGGAGCUACACCUCUGCUCCCCACUGCCUGGAGGCUCUGCAAGGCCUGUACCACCACAUCCACAGGUACUACGACCAGAUCAUUAGUGCCCUGGAGGAUGAGCCUGUGGGCCAGAAGGUGCAGCUGGCCUGCCGCCUCCAGCACAUUGCUGCCCUGGUAGAGAACAAAGUGACUGACUUAUGAGGUUGGGCCCACCAGCUUAAGAGAGCAG